UCUGACGUCAGAGAUGCGCUGUUGUGCGCGGACAACAGAACCGGGAGCGGAAGUGCUCUUGGCGGAAGUGCUGGUUGCGCGAAUCCUGGGUAGGAUGGCCGCAGGCAGGCGCUUUCUAAGGCUGGUGCGAGCCCCCUGCAGUUCCAUGGUCCAGAGCCCCCUCCUGGGCGUGCCCCCCUCCAAGGGCCUGCACGCGGGGCACGGGCCCCGAAGGCUCUCCAUCGAAGGCAACAUUGCUGUGGGAAAGUCCAGCUUUGUGAAGUUACUCACGAAAAGGUACCCAGAGUGGCACGUAGCUACAGAACCUGUAGCAUCAUGGCAGAAUGUCCAGGCAGCUGGCCCGCAAAAAGCCUUCAGUACCCUAAAUCCCGGAAACCUGCUGGAUUUGAUGUACCGGGAGCCAGCACGAUGGUCCUACACAUUCCAGACAUUUUCUUUUAUGAGCCGCCUAAAAAUACAGCUGGAGCCCUUCCCCGAGAAAGUCUUACAGGCCAAGAAAGGGGUACAGAUCUUUGAGAGGUCUGUGUACAGUGACAGGUAUAUCUUUGCAAAGAAUCUGUUUGAAAAUGGCUCCCUCAAUGACAUGGAGUGGCAUAUCUACCAGGACUGGCAUUCUUUUCUCCUGCAGGAGUUUGCCAGCCAGCUCCAAUUACAUGGCUUCAUCUACCUUCAGGCUACUCCCCAGGUUUGUUUGAAGAGACUACACCGGAGGGGCAGGGAAGAAGAGAGAGGAAUUGAGCUGGAAUAUCUUGAGCAGCUUCAUGGUCAACAUGAGGCCUGGCUUGUUCACAAGACCACCAAGCUCCACUUUGAGACUCUGCUGAACAUUCCAGUGCUGGUGUUGGAUGUCAGUGAUGAUUUUUGUGAAGAUGUAACCAAAGAAGAAGAAUUCAUGGAAAAGAAGCUCACGGGCUUAGCCACGUCCUCCUGUGGAUGGACUAUUGGAUAGUGUGCUGAAAAUGUGAAAUUGAACUUUGGGCUUCCUCUUUCCCACAGGUAAACACCUUCGUAGAUACUUUGUAACCAAUACUAGGAUGUUGUGGCUGUGAUCGGGGCUUCUAGGACUUUCUGAAGCUAGAAAAACACGAAGCCAACCACCUUUCCAUCCCCACCCCCAUGGCCUUUUGCUCUAGGGCUCUGACACUCCACUGUGGUGUCUGUUACCUAAGAUUAUGCCAUGGUCUUCUUUUGUAUCUCAAAGUCUUCUAAAUAAAGUUUAUUUAAGUUUUGUUUAUUU
Molecule: messenger RNA, 1237 nt
Organism: Myotis davidii
Lineage: Eukaryota; Metazoa; Chordata; Mammalia; Chiroptera; Vespertilionidae
Gene: DGUOK
Product: deoxyguanosine kinase
Exons: 7
Coding region: 14-949 (311 amino acids)
Biological process (GO): nucleobase-containing compound metabolic process
Cellular component (GO): mitochondrion; cytoplasm
Molecular function (GO): ATP binding; deoxyguanosine kinase activity
Source: RefSeq, a predicted model, not a curated record